Molecule: messenger RNA, 435 nt
Organism: Lentinula edodes (shiitake mushroom)
Lineage: Eukaryota; Fungi; Basidiomycota; Agaricomycetes; Agaricales; Omphalotaceae
Exons: 8
Coding region: 1-435 (144 amino acids)
Source: RefSeq, a predicted model, not a curated record
AUGUCUGAAUCCCUUCAGCUUGCUGUUGAAACGCAAAUCGAGAUGAAUUGGAACUAUUAUGUUCAACUUGUGGAGUCCACAAUUGUCAUCUAUGACUACUUGCUCACAUUUGAUGCUGAGGUUGAGCGAUAUUGGAAACAAAAAACAAGAUUCACAUUUGCCACGACCCUCUUCUAUUUUUAUUCUGCAUCAUACGAUGUCUUGCUCUCAAUGUUUAUCACUGGGGUUAUAUUUUUCUGGUUUCGUCCGUCAUCGACGGUGUGUGUUGCAGGGAACAGUUUUGUUUCGAAAAUGCGGGCUAUUCACGGAGGAAUUGGAACCAUAGUCAUGCGGGAUGGCACAAUGUAUUUCGGAAUUGUUACUCUCAUCAAUUCUGCCAAUAUAACCCUCUUUUUCACAGUGGGGAAACUUCCCUUCACAUUCUCAAAUCUCUGA